This is a messenger RNA of Stylonychia lemnae, 690 nucleotides long. Lineage: Eukaryota; Ciliophora; Spirotrichea; Sporadotrichida; Oxytrichidae. The record is from the annotation of a GenBank genome assembly.
AUGGAGACAGGAAAUUUUAGUAUUGAAAAAACAUCAGGUUAUUGGCUAGUAUUCCUUUAUGAAAUCAUUGGCACAGCUUUGCUUUUUAUUGGAAUUAAUUUCAGUUAAGGAAAUAACAACAUAGUUUUAGCUGGGAUUUACGCAGCAUGUAUGGUGACUUGUAGAUAAACAGGUGCGCACUUUAAUAUGGGACUAUCAUUAGCAGUUUAUAUUGUCGAAGAUAAAUUUAAAGAACAAUGGAUUUGCCUAAUAGUUUAUACUAUUGCUGAAUUAAUUGGAGGUUUUAUGGGUAUGUGGAUAUCGUAUCUAUUCCUAGGAAAUAAGAUAGCCUUUAUAAAGCCAGAUAACUUAAAUUAUUCAGGCUUUUAUGUAUAUUUCAUGGAGACAUUUUUUACUUUCAUAAUGAUGCUCAAUAUUCUAUUUGGAAAGCAUGCAAGAUUAUCUUUAUUUAGUGAUACAGUCCCUGGUGUAUUUGGUUCUCUAUUUGGAAUUAAUUUCUGUAUGGGAUGCAUUGGACCGUAUACAGGUUCUGUCUUAGCUGCAUUAUAUGUUAAAUACGUAGCCUUGAAAGUAUAAAUGCAUGCUGAGACACAGAAAUACCAGUUUAGAUCUUAAGUUAGUCGAAUAUUUGAUAAGAACUUCCUGAUUGGGAUAGGUAGCAUUGUUAGUAGUGAUCCUUUUUUCGUUUGA